Molecule: messenger RNA, 1122 nt
Organism: Odontomachus brunneus
Lineage: Eukaryota; Metazoa; Arthropoda; Insecta; Hymenoptera; Formicidae
Product: ras-like GTP-binding protein RhoL
Exons: 5
Coding region: 211-765 (184 amino acids)
Biological process (GO): small GTPase-mediated signal transduction
Molecular function (GO): GTPase activity; GTP binding
Source: RefSeq, a predicted model, not a curated record
GUCGUGCGCGUUUCUACAGUCUUCGAACGGCUGUUGCUACGUGCGUAUGCGCGGCACGCGUCAUUCGUUUUCUUCCUUCAAGUUCCGUCAAUAUCGUGAUCACUAUUUAUGAGGCUCGUGUUCUAUCUCCAAAUAUGCAGGAAGUUGUCGGCGUCACUGAUUAAUCCACAUUCCCUCGGUGUAUGACUCACAUUCCACAAGAAAACAAAAAUGGUGUCUCGAAACAGGAAGGUUAAAAUUACAACCGUCGGCGAUGGUAUGGUUGGGAAAACGUGUAUGCUCAUCACGUAUACAAAGAAAGAAUUCCCGACGGAAUAUGUGCCUACCGUUUUCGACAACUACGUUGAUACUAUAUGCGUGGGUGGACAACAAUUAGAGAUGACAUUAUGGGAUACUGCUGGUCAAGAGGAUUACGAACGACUUCGACCACUAUCGUAUCCAAACACCGAUUGUUUCCUAGUCUGUUUUUCAAUAAGCGCCCGUAGUUCUUUCGAAAACGUAUCGAGUAAGUGGUAUCCAGAAAUUAAAAUGCACUGUCCCAAUGUACCAAUUGUACUUGUGGGUACCAAAGCAGAUCUCAGAAAUCAAGAAAAUAUGGAUAUUAUCACUCCACGUGAAUGCAACAAAAUGAAAAGAAGGAUCAGGGCUGUAAAGUACGUCGAGUGUUCUGCAAUAAAGCAAGAAGGACUUGAAGAAGUCUUUAUGGAAGCUAUCAGAGCUGUAUUGAAGAAACCAUCAUCGAAAAAACCUUGUUGCAUUCUUUGAAAUGUGCAAUAUUGAAAUUGAUACAUUUUGAACUGAUCGAUUGAAGUCGUCGAGACGGAUAUCAAACCAAAGAUUCUCUUCACACAUUUUCCAUAUAUUUCUUUCUCGCGUAUCUUAUUUUUAAUAAUAUUUCUAAGAAAAGUAUGAUAAAUAUAUAUUCUUUGUGUAAGCUAAAAUUUCUUCCUUACACUGUGUAAAUAUAUACUAAAUAUUUUAUCUACACUGCUCAAAACAACUAGGAAGUCGUGUGAAAUAAAUAAUACUGUUAGCAGUUCUGUAACUUAGACCAAAUAUAAGAAUAAAUAUUAAAUAAUAAUAAUAGAAACAGUAAAUAAUAGUAAUAACAGAUUAAAAUAU